CGUUCGAAGUUCUAUGUGGUUUAGGGUAUGACGCAGCAACUGAUGACUACUUGGCAGUUACUAUCAUGCCGAAUCGUAGACAUAGUUCUUCUGCUUACAUUCGCUUUUUCUCCUUCAAAACCAAUUCAUGGAACCAAUUUGAGGCUAUCAAUUUUUCGUUUUUGGUGAAGGACGAUGAUGCCUUUCCUAGAUUGGAAGCUGGGUCACUCCGAGCCGGGUUAUUCUUGAAUGGGGCUCUUCAUUGGUUGUAUCGCUAUCAUCGUGCUCGUAAGGUUUACAAAAUUAUAUCAUUUGAUUUGAUAGAAAAGAGUUUGUCAGAGAUUCCUCUGCCACAUGAAUAUGAUCUUGCCAUGAAUCAAGUGGAUAAAUAUUAUUUCAUGGUAAACGGAGGAUGUCUCAGCCUGUAUAAUUAUUGGGAGACGGAUUCGGGUGGUAUGAUGGUAGAGUUAUGGAUGAUGAAAGAAUAUAAAGUGCAGUCAUCUUGGACUAAGUUCACUGUUUUGUAUUCUUGUCUGAGUUGUUUCACGCCUAAAGUCUCAUACCUUAAACCGAUAUGCUUAACCGAAGGUGGCGGAUUUUUUGUUGGAUCACUUCUAAAAGAAGUAUUAUUGAAACUUAAUGGUGAAGGAGAGCUGCUUGAGUCUCGCGCAGAUAUUCCAAACUUCAUAAAACUUAUACCUCUCAGAGAAUUCGUUAGGUAUAGAGAGAGUCUGCUAUCACUCCCUGCUGACUUUGGGGAAUCAAGUAAAGAUGACCAAUAUGGUUUCCUUCAGGUUAUGGUGAUACUGCCUAGCGGAAAGCACAGCGUUUGGAAGAGAAUUUCAUUUAUUUGGUAUUAAAUAUUCUCGUGUCAAUGCAAAACUAGUGUAUCUUUUAAUGAUAAUUAUUGUAAGGUUGGAGUAUAAAUAGACUUAAGUAUUUAAUUAUGUCCCAACGUAGGAUUUAACAAAUCCUAGUUGGAAUUA
Messenger RNA from Gastrolobium bilobum, 965 nucleotides. RefSeq names its product F-box/kelch-repeat protein At3g06240-like. The record is from RefSeq and is a predicted model, not a curated record. NCBI's taxonomy places the organism in Eukaryota, Viridiplantae, Streptophyta, Magnoliopsida, Fabales, Fabaceae. Bases 66 to 839 code for a protein of 257 amino acids. The transcript has 2 exons.